UGGGGGAAGCCGAGAGCCAUGUUGGAGAUGAAUGAAAGGAGGGCGAGGAAAGAGAGAUGUUGCGUCCCUAAGUCACAACCCAAGCUUACAGAACACAGCGAGUAAAUGCGAGCUUUCCGGGCCUAUAGAGACAGAGGACCACGGGAGGAGGUUUGGGCCGGGCCGGUGAAGGCUGCGACUUAGCCAGGGAGAGGAAGGAUUUCUGUUCUACUAAUGGCUGCGGUGCUGCUGGAAACAAGCCUGCUUUCGCGUCUGCUUCUGCUGCUUCUCCUCGGCUCUUUGUUCGCUGCAAGCCCAGGGAAGGUAGCGGGGGGCUUGGGCCGGACCGGAGCCUCCUCCCCCACACCAGGACAGACUAGGAGCCCCAGAUCCAGCGUGUGGGGGAGACGGGACAAGCUGGCCGGGGAAAGAGACAGCGAUCCGGGGGAGCCGUGCACUGGGGGAGACAGCACUGGAAGGGGCCAUGGCAGCCGGGAGGGACUGUGUGGGUACCCUUGUAAAUUAACCCUUCUGUGCACGAAAAGCGCAGAUGGCAGUGCACAAUACCCGCUGCGUGAAAAGACUUCACAGACUGGUUUCAAAAAUGAUCGGCAGCCGGGAAGCAAACGCACGCCGUGUGUGCAUAAUUCUAUUGGAUUGUACUGCUCCGUCUUGCAGAGUCGGGGUAAGAGAACCAUACAAAGGACUAGAGCCCCCUCGGCCCCAUUUGGGUGGCAGCUUGUCUCCCGUCUAGGCACAGCACGCACGGGCCGGCCGGGGCAGUGCACUACAAAGGGCGACGUGUGUGUAUUUCUGCGUCCUUCUUGGCACUCGCUGUUACCGAAUCAAGAAGCUAUUGUCCAGGCAGAGUGGGAGGGCCUCUGCUCGCAGCUCUCAAUGCCGGUCUGUACGCUGUCUGCCCUCUGUACGAAACAGCGGGGAUCACAGACAGCAGAAACAGCGGAGUGCGCCUUCUCGCUGGUUUUGCAUUUAUGUAGGAAACCCUCCCCACUGCCAGUUUCCAAUCCGGAUAACAACUACAACGCAAACACUGCUGGUGCAACUGUCUUCCUCAUCUCGAACCCGUGCCGUUUACCCUCCUCAGCCGACGAGAACAAAAGGAAAAACACACCUUGGAUUAUCAAACUUGUAGUGCAGCCGUGGUGCUGCUCCUGCUGCUCUGCCAGGACUGAUAGCAGGCGGAGGGGACCCUGUCAGAACAGCUGCCGGGGCUUCAGCGAAGAGCAAUGGAGGAGUGAAUGUGUUCGAGUCUGUGAUGUCGCUCGGGAGCGGGGUUUGAUUCGGGAGUGUCACGCGUUUCAUCUGGUCGUGGCUGUCAGCUCACAUCACAGUCUCCGGGAGCGAAGAGCCGAGGACUCAGGGGACUCAUUACUACGAAAGCGAACUGCAAAUCGGCAUGUGAAGCAAACUGUGAAUGAAUCGCAGGUCGAGCAUUCAGGAGCCGGCGAAGAGAGCGGCGACCUGGGGCAGAGUGGCGUCAACAGCCCGGGCCUGGAAAUCAAUGACUGGAGCUUCAAACGGGUAAAGAUCAGCCACGGACAGAGAGGAGCAGAACAAGAGCCGCUGGAUCAGUCCUCGGGUCCGAAGCUGCACUACGUGAGUAAUCUCAGCACCCGCAAUAUUAACAUUACUAGCGCACUACCUGCGAGCUCUCCCGGUCAGCAAUGUGUUGUUAAGUUUCGUGCUUUAAACAAAUGCCUGGCUCUCAAUGAUAAUCGCCAGGCAUGUGCUGAAGGGCUAUGUGAAGAUAAAAGAGGCGCUGACUGUUUGAGCCGAAGGUUUAAAUUCCUUUUGCUGAGCCCCGGAUGGAAGCAGUGUAUGGGCCGUGUGUGUGUAAAACAGCGGGCUGUGUUAAACUGCCUGAGGGGAGAGGUUUCAGCACCACAGGACUGGCGGACAGCUCCCUCCAGCUCUCAGCCAGAAUUGAGCUCAGCUGCGACCGCUCUCAGAGCCUCAAUUCCCUCGGUUUGCAAACAAGAUGGGGAGACGAAACCAGAUACUAAUUAUAACAACAACACGGCCGCGGAAAAUCCAUUCCCGUCCGGUCCCUGUCUCCUGCGCAGGAUGCUCAACGCCACAAAAUUCUGUUUAAAAGCAAUUUGUUCUGAUAGCGGCCGUGGGAAUCGUUUAGCUAUCGAUCUGCGCUUGGCUCAUCCACAAUUAAAGUCCCGCACGGCGGCGGCUGUGCUGCAAUACGAUCCAUUACACAGCAAAGCUGUCGGGCGGCAGAGGCGAGGUAGGUCGAGGAGGGCAGCGCCAGUGCUACCGUUAAUAAGGGCACGCAGAGCCGCGAACCGCCACCCCCUCUUCCCCCAGUAUAAUUACCAGGUUCAGGUGGCGGAGAAUCAGCCCCCAGGGACCUCUGUGAUCGCUAUGAAUGCGCAAGACCCCGACCCCGGCGAGUCAGGCCGGCUCUCCUACUCUAUGGCGCCUCUAAUGAACAGCAGGUCAAUAGAUUACUUCAGCAUCCACCCCAGCCACGGGCUGAUCACCACCACCAAGGUGCUGGAUCGAGAGCACAUGGACCUGCACUACUUCCGUGUCACCGCCGUGGACCACGGGCAACCACGCCUCUCCGCCACGACCAUGGUGGCCAUCACCGUGUCGGACCGUAAUGACCACGACCCGGUGUUUGAGCAGAUGGAGUACCGGGAGACCAUCCGGGAGAACGUGGAGGAGGGCUACCCCAUCCUGCAGCUGCGCGCCACGGACUUAGACGCCCCCUCUAAUGCCAACAUCCGUUACCGCUUUGUGAGCGAGGCCUCGGCACCCAGCCGCGCCGCCUUCGAGAUCGACCCGCGCUCGGGGCUCAUCACCACACGGGGGCCGGUGGACCGUGAGCAGACGGAGCAGUACAGCCUGGUCGUGGAGGCCAGUGACCAGGGCAGGGAGCCGGGGCCCAGGUCUGCCAGUGUGAAGGUGUUCAUCACAGUGCUGGACGAGAACGACAAUGUGCCGCAGUUCAGCGAGAAGCGUUAUGUGGUGCAGGUGCGGGAGGAUGUGCGGCUGCACUCGGAGAUCCUGCGGGUGAGCGCCACGGACCUGGACAAGGACAACAAUGCGCUGCUGCACUACAACAUCAUCAGCGGCAACAGCCGGGGCCAGUUCUCCAUCGACAGCGUGACGGGGGAGAUCCAGGUGGUGGCGCCGCUGGACUUCGAGGUGGAGCGGGAGUACGUGCUGCGCGUGAGGGCCCAGGACGCCGGGCGGCCGCCACUGUCCAAUAACACAGGCAUGGUGAGUGUGCAGGUGGUGGAUGUGAAUGACAACGCGCCCAUCUUCGUCAGCACGCCCUUCCAGGUGUCUGUACUGGAGAACGUGCCACUGGGCCACUCUGUCAUCCACGUGCAGGCCGUGGACACCGACUCCGGGGACAACGCGCAGCUGGAGUACAAGCUGACUGACACGCUGCCCGACACGCCCUUCGUGAUCAACAGCGCCACGGGCUGGGUGACAGUGAGCCGGGCGCUGGACCGCGAGGCCGUGGAGCACUACUUCUUUGGGGUGGAGGCGCAGGACUACGGCACCCCGUCCCUCUCGGCCUCGGCCAGCGUCACCAUCACCGUAAUGGACGUGAAUGACAACCGGCCCGAGUUCGGACAGCGCGAGUACUUCAUCCGGCUCAACGAGGAUGCGGCCGUGGGCACCAGCGUGCUGAGCGUGACAGCCAUGGACCGGGAUGUGAAUAGCGCCGUGACAUACCAGAUUACAGGAGGGAACACGCGCAACCGCUUCUCCAUCAGCACGCAGGGCGGUGCCGGGCUGAUCUCACUGGCCCUGCCUCUGGACUACAAGCAGGAGCGGCGCUACAUACUCACGGUGACCGCCUCCGACCGCACACUGCACGAUAUCUGCCAGGUCCACGUGAACAUCACGGACGCCAACACGCACCGGCCCGUGUUCCAGAGCACACACUUCUCUGUGGGCGUGGCGGAGGACCGGCCGCCAGGCAGCACCGUGGUCGUGAUCAGCGCCACGGACGAUGAUGUGGGGGAGAAUGCGCGCAUCACCUACUUCCUGGAGGACAACAUCCCACAGUUCCGCAUCGACUCCAACACGGGCGCCAUCACGCUGCAGGCAGAGCUGGACUACGAGGACCAGAUGACCUUCACGCUGGCCAUCACUGCGCGUGACAACGGCAUCCCACAGAAGUCUGACACCACCUAUGUGGAGGUGAACGUGAAGGACGUGAAUGACAAUGCACCGCAGUUCAUCAGCCCGCGCUACCAGGGCACCAUCAUGGAGGACACCCCACCUUUCACCAGUGUGCUGCAGAUAUCCGCCACCGACCGUGACGCACACGCCAACGGCUGGGUCCAGUACACCUUCCAGAAUGGGGAGGACGGAGACGGGGACUUCACCAUCGAGCCCACCUCAGGGAUCGUACGCACGGUGCGGCAGCUGGACAGGGAGAGCGUCCCCUUCUAUGAGCUCACCGCCUACGCCGUGGACCGGGGGCUCCCUCCUCAGCGCACCCCCGUGCACAUCCAGGUCUCCGUGCUGGACGUGAACGACAACGCGCCCGUGUUCCCCGCUGAUGACUUCCAGGUGUUCGUGAAGGAGAACAGCGCCGUGGGCUCCGUGGUGGCUCAGAUCACGGCCACGGACCCGGAUGAGGGCCCCCACGCCCAGAUUAUGUACCAGAUCGUGGAGGGGAACAUCCCAGAGAUCUUCCAGAUGGACAUCUUCUCUGGGGAGCUGACCACACUCAUCGACCUGGAUUACGAGGCUCGCUCGGAGUACGCCAUCGUGGUGCAGGCCACGUCCGCGCCCCUGGUGAGCAGGGCUACCGUGCGGAUCAAGCUGGUGGACCAGAACGACAACGGGCCGGUGCUGCAGAACUUCCAGAUCAUCUUCAACAACUUUGUGUCCAACAAGUCCAACAGCUUCCCCAGCGGGGUGAUCGGGCGCGUGCCGGCCAGGGACCCCGAUGUGUCGGACCGGCUGCACUACUCCUUCGAGCGCGGCAAUGAGCUCAACCUGCUGCUGCUCAACCACACCAGCGGGGAGCUGAGGCUCAGCCGCAAGCUCGACAACAACCGGCCUCUCGUGGCCUCCAUGCUGGUCACUGUGUCAGAUGGGAUCCACAGUGUGACAGCUCAGUGUGUGCUCCGUGUCCUCAUCAUCACGGAGGACAUGCUGUCCAACAGCGUGACGGUGCGUCUGCAGGACGUGUCCCAGGACCGCUUCUUGUCCCCGCUGCUGGGACACUUCCUGGACGGGGUGUCCUCUGUGCUGUCCGUCCCCCAGGAGGACAUCUUCGUGUUCAACAUCCAGCAGGACGGGGACGCAGACAUCCUGAACGUCAGCUUCUCCGCCCUGCUGCCUGGGGGGCUCUUCCUCCCCUCUGAGGCCCUGGAGGAGCAGCUGUACCUGAGCCGGCCGCGGCUCACUGCCCGAGCCAUGCUGGAGGUGCUGCCCUUUGACGACAACGUGUGCCUGCGAGAGCCCUGCCAGAACUACAUGAAGUGUGUCUCCGUGCUGCAGUUCAACAGCUCCGCCCCCUUCAUCACCUCCGCUUCCAUCCUCUUCAGACCCAUCCACCCAAUCACGGGGCUGCGCUGCCGCUGCCCGCCCGGCUUCACAGGAGACUACUGCGACACAGAGAUCAACCUGUGCUACUCCAAGCCCUGCCUGAGCGGAGGGGUGUGUGCGCACAGGGAGGGCGGCUACAGCUGCAUCUGCAGAGAGGGCUACACUGGAGAGCACUGCGAGGUGGACAGUCGCGCCAGCCGCUGUGUCCCGGGGGUCUGUGGGAAUGGGGGGACCUGCACAGAGCUGCCGGAGGGGGGGUUCCGCUGCGACUGUCCCUCAGGGGGCUUUGAGAAGCCAUACUGCACCGUCACGACCAGAUCCUUCCCUCCCAAAUCCUUCAUCAUGUUCAGAGGACUGCGGCAGAGAUUCCACCUCUCCAUCUCCCUCUCGUUUGCCACUGUGGAGUCCAGCGGGCUGCUGCUGUAUAACGGACGAUUCAACGAGAAACACGACUUCAUCGCUCUGGAGAUCGUGGAGGGGCAGGUGCAGCUCAAGUACUCCACAGGUGAGUCCUCCACCCAGGUAAGCCCUUACCUGCCUGGGGGGGUGAGUGAUGGAAACUGGCACACCGUGCAGGUCCAGUACUACAACAAGCCCAAGCUCAGCUCCUCUGGUGAGGCUCAGGGCCCCUCAGAGGAGAAGGUGGCGGUCGUGACGCUGGAUGACUGCGACACGGCCCUCGCUCUGCGCUUCAGACAGCAGAUCGGCAACUACAGCUGCGCAGCGCAGGGAGUGCAGUCCAGCUCCAAGAAAUCUCUGGACCUGACGGGUCCUCUCUUGCUGGGCGGUGUUCCAAAUCUUCCUGAGAAUUUCCCCGUGCUGAGCAGGGAGUUCAUCGGCUGCAUGAAGGACUUGCACAUCGACAACCGCAGGAUAGACAUGGCCGGCUACAUCGCCAACAACGGCACCCUGCCAGGCUGCAGUGCUAAGCUGUCUUUCUGCGAUGGGAACCCUUGCAAGAACGGAGGCACCUGCCGAGUGAGCUGGGAGACCUUCUCCUGUGAGUGCCCCCUAGGGUUCGGAGGCAAGGACUGCAGCCACGUGAUGCAGCACCCACACCGCUUCCUAGGAAAUAGCGCCCUCUGGUGGGACCUGAAGAAUGAGGUGACAGUCUCACUGCCCUGGUACCUUGGGCUCAUGUUUCGAACCCGAGCCGCUGAGGGUGUGCUACUGCAGGCACACGCAGGACAGUACACCAGCAUGGCCUUCCAGCUGGAUGGUGGUCAGCUCUCGUUCCUGAUCAGCAGAGGCUCGAGCCGCAUGGUUCGGCUGCUGCUUGACCAGGUGCAGGUGGACGAUGGGAAGUGGCACGACCUGCAGCUGGAGCUGAGAGACGUGCGCAGCGGCCGGGACACGCGCUACGUGGCAACUGUGCGGCUAGACUUCGGCCGGUUCCAGGGCACAGUGAUUGUGGGUAAUGAUCUCCAUGGUCUCAAGGUGAAGCACCUACAUGUGGGCGGAGUCCUGGGGACAGGGGAGGUGCAGAGUGGAGCACGGGGGUGUAUACAGGGGGUGCGUUUGGGGGACACUCCAACGGGGAUGCCCCUGCCCAAGCCGACACGCUCAUUCAAGGUGGAGUCAGGGUGCAGCGUGGGUGACCCCUGUGAUUCCAGCCCCUGCCCCUCGAACAGCUACUGCAGCGAUGACUGGCAGAGCGCCUCCUGCCUCUGUGAUCCAGGUUACUAUGGGAAGAGCUGCAUGGACGCCUGCCAGCUGAACCCCUGUGAGAAUGAGGCUCUCUGCAGGAGGAAACCCAGCAGCUCCCACGGCUACACCUGCGACUGUGGAGACAACCACUUCGGACAGUAUUGCCAGCACAGGAUUGACCAGCAGUGCCCCAAGGGCUGGUGGGGGAACCCGACGUGCGGACCCUGCAACUGUGACGUGAGCAAGGGCUUCGACCCGGACUGCAACAAGACCAGCGGACAGUGCCACUGCAAGGAGUUCCAUUACCGGCCGGCAGGAAGUGACACGUGCCUACCAUGUGACUGCUAUCCGGUGGGCUCCUUGUCCAGGUCCUGUGAUCUGGAGACGGGCCGGUGCCUGUGCAGGCCAGGUGUGAUUGGGCGGCAGUGUAACGGGUGUGACAGCCCCUUCGCAGAGGUGGCACACAGCGGCUGUGAGGUGAUCUAUGACGGGUGUCCCAGGAUCAUCACAGCAGGAAUCUGGUGGCCUCGCACCAAGUUCGGGCUCCCGGCCGCCGUGCCCUGUCCCAAAGGCUCCCUGGGUGCUGCGAUCCGUCACUGUGAUGAGGAGCAAAGCUGGAUGGAGCCAGACCUCUUUAACUGCACCUCCCCUCCCUUCACGGAGGUGGCUGCUGUGCUGGACAGUCUGGAGCGUAACGAGACGGAGCUGAGCACCAUAGAGAUGAAGAAGCUGGCGCACCAGCUGAGGGACGUGGCGGAGGGGGUGGGGCACUACUUCGGGAGCGACCUGCAAAUAGCAGAGCGACUGCUGACCCUCCUGCUGGGCUUUGAAUGCAAACAGAGCGGCUUCGGACUGACAGCCACACAGGACGCACACUUCAACGAGAACCUGCUCCGUGCCGGCAGUGCUGCUCUGGGCGCGGGCAAUGCGGCGCUGUGGCGUUCUCUGGGUGUGCUGCAGCUCAUGGACCGGCUGCAGGAGUACGCUGGCACGCUGGCGCAGAACAUGAAGCAGACCUACCUGAACCCCGUGGGUAUUGUGACCCCCAACAUUGUGCUGACUCUGGACCGGCUACAGAACCACACUCACAUCCGCCGGAGAUUCCCGCGCUACCACAGCAGCCUGUUCCGUGGACAGAGCCUCUGGGACCCCCACACUCACGUGGUGCUGCCCCCCUCUGCCCUCGCACCCCCCAAACACGCAGCCCCGCCCACAUUAGGACCCUACCCCACCGGUGCACCGACCAAUGAGACGGCAGAGGUGGCUGUGCCGAAGCAAGCCGCCCCUGAGCCAGAGCCGCCAGUGACUAUCGUCAUUCUGCUGAUCUACCGAACCCUGGGGAGCGCCCUGCCAGCACGCUACCAUACUGAGCGGAGAGGAGUUAGGCUGCCCAAGAACCCUGUGAUGAACUCGCCGGUCCUCAGCGUGUCUGUGUACAACAACCACACGUAUGUGCGUGGUGUGCUGGACUCACCGCUGCUGCUGGAGUUCCAGCUGCUGGAGACGGCCAAUCGCAGCAAACCGCUGUGCGUGCAGUGGAACCACUCGAGCACGACAGAGCCGGCUGGCUGCUGGGUCGUGAGGGACUGCAGUGUGGUUCACAGGAACACCACCCAUGUGCGCUGCCAGUGCUCCUGCCUCGGGACCUUCGGAGUGCUAAUGGACAGCUCCCAGAGAGAGCAGUUGGAAGGUGAUUUGGAGACCCUGGCUGUGGUGUCAUACUCCUCCCUGUGUGUGUCUCUGCUCGCUCUGCUCCUCACCCUCUCAAUCCUCAGCUGCCUCAGCGGACUCAAGUCCAACACGCGCAGCAUCCACUGCAACAUGGCUGCCGCCAUCUUCCUGUCCGAGCUCGUCUUCCUGCUGGGCAUCAACCAGACCGAGCAGCAGUUCCUGUGCACCGGCAUUGCCAUUCUGCUACACUAUUUCUUCAUGGCCACGUUCGCAUGGCUGUUUGUGGAGGGGCUGCACAUCUACCGCAUGCAGACGGAGGCGCGCAACAUCAACUACGGAGCCAUGCGCUUCUACUACGCCAUCGGCUGGGGCGUGCCAGCCAUCAUCACCGGCCUGGCGGUGGGGUUGGACCCUGAGGGUUAUGGGAACCCUGAUUUCUGCUGGAUCUCGGUCCACGACAAGCUGAUCUGGAGCUUCGCUGGACCCAUUGGCAUUGUCAUUGUGAUGAAUGGAGGGAUGUUCCUCGUCGUGGCGCGCAUGUCCUGCAGCCCCGCGCAGAAAGAGACAAAGAAGCACUCCGUGGUUGUGACAGUGCGCAAUGCCUUCAUUCUGCUGCUCCUGGCCAGCUCUACCUGGCUGUUCGGUCUGAUGGCCGUCAAUAACAGUGUCCUGGCCUUUCACUACCUCUACACUGUGCUCUGCUGUCUGCAGGGUCUGGCCGUGCUGCUGGUGUUCUGCCUGCUGAACUCGGAGGUGCAGGAGGCCUGGAAGCUGGCCUGUCUGGGCAAGAAGAACCCUGGAGAGGAAUCCACACGACCAGAGAGACCACCCCAGCAAAUUACAGGUCCCAACCCCUACAACAACACAUCCUUGCUUGAGGAGAGCGGGCUGCAUCGCAUCACCCUGGGGGCCUCGACCAUCUCCUCCGUGAGCAGCGUGCGCUCAGCACACACACACUCCAGCCAGAGAGCUGGGUACCUGAGAGAGACCCUGCUGGCUCGACAGGGCUGCGCGCUGGAGCACAACCUGCUGGGACCCACUGGAGCCACAGACCUGGACGUGGCCAUGUUUCACCGGGACGGAGGAGACGACUCGGACUCAGAUUCAGACCUGUCCCUUGAGGAGGAGCGCAGUCUGUCCAUCCCGUCCUCCGAGAGCGAAGACAACGUGCAUCUCCGCGGGAGGAUCCAGCGCCGAUUCAAACGCACCAACCAGAGCGAGCGCCUGCUCUCUGACCCCGCCCACAGCACAGCCAAAGAUCUGGACGGCAAUGAUCUGCUCUCCUAUUGGCCGGCCCUGGGGGAGUGUGAGGUGCACUCACUGCACAAGUGGGGCUCUGAGCGCCGGCUGGGUGUUGACUUCAGCAAAGAUGCAGCCAAUAACAACCAGCUGGAGCCGUCUCUAACCAGCGGGGAUGAGAACAGUGUGACACACAGGCACCGUAAAGGAAUCUUGAAGAACCGCCUCCCCUGUCCUCCAGCCGUACAGGGCCUGUCGUCGAUGGGCCGGGUCCCGAGCGAGCUGUCCUGGUACAAGACCUCCACGCUGGGGCAUCGGGCCGUGCCGGCGGCCUCGUACGGGCGCAUGUACUCUGGGACGGGCAGCCUGUCCCAGCCGACCAGCCGCUACUCGUCUCGGGAGCAGCUGGACUCCCUGGCACGCCGGCAUCUGUCCCGCGAGGCCAUGAGCCACCGCCACGCCACUUCACAAGACUGCCUGGAGGCCGUGCCCAGCAGACAUGCCCCGCGGGAGAGCCUGGAGGCAGGGGGCUGGCUCAACAGCACCCUCCCCCGCAGGGGGGGCACCAGAGAACACCUGGAGGCGCUGCCCAGCAGAGCACAGCAGCCCUGCAGAGAGUGGCUGAACACGCUGCCGACCCGCCAGCCCUCGAGAGACCCCUCGCCCCCCCUGCAUGUGCCCACCAGACAUGCAUCCCGUGAGCAGCUGGAGCUUCUGUCCCGCUGGCAGGGCUCGCGGGAGAGGCUGGACUGCGCGCCCCCCUGUAGGUACCUGUCCCGAGAGGUGCUGGAGCCCCCAAGCCGCCAUCCCUCCACUGAGCAGCUGGACAUCCUCUCCUCCAUCCUGGCCUCCUUCAGCUCCUCUGUACUUUCCUCCUCCUCCUCCUCUGCUCCACAGGGGGCCACCAUCACUCCGUCCUGCACUGCAGCCGGCCAGACCUCUCCCCCCCCUCCCGCGCCCUGCUCCUCCACCCCACGCUCCGCAACCUCACACAGCAUCUCGGAGCUCUCCCCCAACUCAGAAGUAACAAGAGCUGAAGGACAGUCUUGAUGACACCCCCAAAAACAUCCCAGAAUUCAGUGUGUCUGUGAAUCCCGGCUGGCACAAGCCUCGCCCACUCCGCUGACCCACAGAAAGCUGAGGUCAGUGCUGAUGGAGCUGGGAAUGCUGGGAAGACAGAGGACUGCCUCUGUGUUUGUCCCUGCUGGGAUGGCAGGACUGAGGAGAGCCGGGAGCACACAACUCAAAUCUUCCAUAUCACGCAUCUCCCACAUCUCCAGUGAACAGGAGACAGAGAGAAACAUGCAAGAACAAAACACCAAGACUUUUUUAUACAUUUUGUAUCUUUUUCAUCAGAGAGGAAAACAAAUAUUUCUAUGAUCUUGUUUUUAAAGCUUAUUUUGCGAUGUUGUUUUUGUUGCUGCUGUGUAGAGUUUGAACACUGCGGGGCAAGAGAGAGAAGCCCAGGACAGGACUGGAGGGAACUCCUUCUCUACUGCAGUAACAGAGACUGACCACCAGAAGGAGAAAGAGAGCACAGGACUAGAACUGAAUCUCCACCGCAGUAACAGAAACUGGCCACAAGAGGGAGACAGAGAGCACAAGACUGUAGCACUGAUUCUACACUGCAGUAACACAGACUGACCACAAGAGGGAGACAGAGAGCGAGGGACUGUAGAACUCGGUCUCUCUGUCCAUCCUGUCCUGUCCUGGACACCGUGUCUGUCUCUCAUACACAUGGUAAGCCCAUCUGCGACUGGGGUGGAAGCAGAGAGGGUUACAGGAAGCAGUGUUUAUUUCCAUUGAACAACACAAAACAAAUUGUUUGUAAUUGUACUGAAUAAAAAAUAAAUACAUUAAUAAAUAAUGUAAAAAAUAAAGAAUUGGAAGCAUAUGAGUGGACAUGCUAGCCCUCUCCCUGU
This is a messenger RNA of Polyodon spathula (Mississippi paddlefish), 12014 nucleotides long. RefSeq names its product cadherin EGF LAG seven-pass G-type receptor 3-like. Gene Ontology annotation, molecular function: G protein-coupled receptor activity; calcium ion binding. Gene Ontology annotation, cellular component: plasma membrane. Gene Ontology annotation, biological process: G protein-coupled receptor signaling pathway; homophilic cell-cell adhesion; cell surface receptor signaling pathway. The coding region runs from base 214 to 11142 and encodes 3642 amino acids. The record is from RefSeq and is a predicted model, not a curated record. The transcript is spliced from 35 exons. Lineage: Eukaryota; Metazoa; Chordata; Actinopteri; Acipenseriformes; Polyodontidae.